Glycine soja is the source of this 1038-nucleotide messenger RNA. RefSeq lists its product as uncharacterized. The record is from RefSeq and is a predicted model, not a curated record. The coding region runs from base 64 to 780 and encodes 238 amino acids. NCBI's taxonomy places the organism in Eukaryota, Viridiplantae, Streptophyta, Magnoliopsida, Fabales, Fabaceae. The transcript has a single exon.
AUCCCAUAUAAACACAAGCUGAAACGGUGCAGGGUUGCGCCACCGUCAGACCUCUAGCCAUCUAUGGAGGUUCUUACUCUGAAUCACCAUCCACAGUCUCUACGUGCAUCAUUUCACUAUUCACUAACACUAUCAACCACUUCUUCUAUCUUUUUCAAUCCCCAUCAUUCAUCUUCUGUUGUGGCUUCCUUGUCCGACCCAGAUCCCAAAUCUCUUCAAUUCUUCAACCCUCUUCGCAAAGUUCCCUCCUUUGUUACCGUAACUGCAGCAUCGGCGGCGUUUCUCUUUCUGGGUUUUUGUCGCAAUGGGUUUAUCAAGAAGUCGCUGUCAUCCGUGGUUUCCAUCCAAGAAGGGUUGGAUGGGAAGGGAAUGCUUGAAGAAGAAGAACCUGUGGUUUUGCAUUUGAAGCUCAAAAAGAGAGUCCCUAUUGUGCACGAUUUCAAGAAAACGAGAAUCGCAGAUGAAGAGGCUUGGCAAGUGUUGAAAGCUGAGGUUUUUAACUCCAGCGAGAGAUUUGAGUUUGCGAAGGUUAGAUUUGAAGAGAUGUUGGAGAAGGAGCGAAAAGCCUUCCAUGAUUGUGUUCUCGAACACCUGGAAAGGAUUGAUGAAUGUAAGACCCUGUUGAAGGAAAUCAAAGUGGCAAUGGACAGAUGUGAGAAGAAAAACACAAAUUUAAAGUGUUCCCUCAGGUUCUUCUCCAAGGUUGUUGCUCAUGUAAGGGUCUUGGAGGCAAACAUGCUUCAUGCUUUGAAGUACUAUAAGGAGCUUGACAAAGAUUAAGAGGAAGGAAUUUCUUCACGAAAGGGGGUAUUUUUUAUUUAUUUAUUUAGUUUUCGCUAUGAUUUUUAUAUGACCCUUUAAUCAUAAAGUAUUAGUUUACUAGAAUGAGAAACUCUACUGAGUAGACGAAGCUUGUUGGCAGGAAAAACUGAAAAGGACCAAGUCUAGUGCACAUGUAUGCAUAAUUAGGAAUUGAAUAUAUACAUUGAUAAUUUAUCCCCAGAAGUUUCAAUUAUGAUUUUCGUUGUUCUUGUUGUC